Messenger RNA from Aspergillus glaucus CBS 516.65, 1533 nucleotides. RefSeq names its product fungal specific transcription factor domain-containing protein. The transcript is spliced from 4 exons. Bases 1 to 1533 code for a protein of 510 amino acids. Gene Ontology annotation, biological process: regulation of transcription by RNA polymerase II; DNA-templated transcription. The record is from RefSeq and is a predicted model, not a curated record. Gene Ontology annotation, molecular function: DNA-binding transcription activator activity, RNA polymerase II-specific; RNA polymerase II cis-regulatory region sequence-specific DNA binding; zinc ion binding. Gene Ontology annotation, cellular component: nucleus. NCBI's taxonomy places the organism in Eukaryota, Fungi, Ascomycota, Eurotiomycetes, Eurotiales, Aspergillaceae.
AUGAGAUUACAUGAGAAUCAGCAGACUCAGGUUGAUCAUGGUCCCCGGGGCGCGGAUCUGGAGAGCUUGAUAUCCCCUCGUGCCCUUGCUGACUACCUUGUCGAUCUCUAUUUCUCUACCUUCGAGAACACACUUCGUAUACUGCACUUUCCUUCAUUUAUGACCGAGUAUAACGCAUUUUGGAUCUCCCGUGGAGAACGCUCUGGGUGCAAGUCUUGCAAUGAUGUCUUUGCUGCAAAGCUGCUGGCCUUGAUGACCUGUACAAAUUGCUUUGCUGAUAGUGAAGCACUCGCGUCAACAGAGACUGGUUCAGAUUCGUUACAAAGAAAUGCCCAAAUUUGGAUUAGAGCAGUUAUAUUAUGGGUAACAUCUGCAACGAACUAUGCCCAGCUCAAUCUGGGCAUGAUCCAGGUCAAAUGUUUACUGCUCAUCGCGCGACAAGCUAUUUCCUGGGAAGGCGAUCUGACUGGGAUGAGCUCUGGAUUUCUCAUGCGAGAAACUGUUAUGAUGGGUCUCCAUAGAGAUCCUGUCAACUUCCCCAAUAUAGCGCCAUUUUGGGCAGAGAUACGGAGAAGACUCUGGUUGACUAUUGCUGAACUGGAGCUACAUAUUGCGCUUUAUAGUGGUGUGCCAGUUGCAAUAUCCUGGGAUGAGUUUGACUGUAAUCCACCAUCUAAUGUGGAAGAUGAGGAUCUGUUGGUGGAGUCAACCAACCUACCGCCGUCCAAACCGAUCAGUGUCCGUACCAGAACUUCUUUUCAAAUCACGCUUGCUCAAACAUUACAAGCAAGGCUCCGGAUCGCCAAAUCGACCAACAGUGUCAGAUUCAGUGUGAGUUACGACGAGGUCCAACAACUGAGCGGAACGCUCACAACUGCACUUGCAGAAGCUCCAGCUGAAUUACAAGCCAAUGCUUCUGCAGAUGAACAUUCUGGCAGCCCCAACCAGGGCCUUAUCUUCCGACGUUCACUAUACCUCUUCCUCGUAUAUCGGUGUCUUCUUGCACUCCACAGGCCAUUUUUCCUCAGUCUAGCGGAGAACCACAAUGAGCAAUAUGUAGUCUCACGGCGCUUGUCGUUCAACGUCCUUCCGCAGCUCGGGGGUGGUGCUGAUAACGAGGAUACUAUGACUUUAGAUGAUGCUUGCCCGCGCGCGGCUCGUCGCUGUCGGGAUUUGCUACUUGCGGAUGAGACGAAUUUCGCAACUUCCGGCUCUGGGGCUGGUGGAGAUGGAGAUAAUAUGGGGUUACAUGUUCCUACACUAACACAUUUGUUUCUCUUCGAGAACGGACGGGCUCAACGAAUGAAUACCCAACCAUCACAACAAGCAGAGUCACUUGAGCAGAGCUCAAUCCCAGCAUUCGUGGAAGGUGCUGCAGGGGAUUCUUUCGAGCAACUGCUCUCUGACUGGGAUAUGUCGCUCGAUCCGAUGUCUCUAUAUCUGAUUGAUUCUUGGCCGAUACCGCCGGAUUCUUUCGAUGAAGGGCUGACUGAGGCGGUCUUCCAUGAUAAACUAGUUGUGUAUAAUAUUUAA